AUUUGUGAAGACGCCCUUGGAUACUGCUAAUGAGAACUUCGAUUAUUCCGUCACAAUUUAUCCCUAUAUUUCAAAGAGGGAUAUAAAAAUACUUCUUUUUAUUUUUUCGUCGAAAACGUAACAGUGGUUGGACUAUUUUUCUGUAACGCAGCGUAAUAUUAGUUUACAUGUACCGCCGAGUUGGGUGAAGUCGGUUGUCAAGUCUAACUUUAAGAUUGAUAAUGCCGGUCUUUACGCUUAAUACAAAUCUCCCUAAGGAUAAAAUUCCAGAUGAUUUUUUGAAGAAGACUGCUGAGGUUAUCCAACAGACUUUAGGAAAGCCUAUAUCGUAUGUCAUUGUUCAUGUGAAUCCUGAUCAGUUAAUAUCGUUUGGAGGAGGGAAUGAACCCUGUGCUUCAGCAACACUAAUGAGUAUUGGAGCCCUAGGAAAACAGGAGAACAAGAAGCAUUCUGCAGCUUUGUAUAAACAUAUAGAAAAAACUUUGGGUAUUACAAGUGACAAGAUGUACAUUCAAUAUAUUAAUGCCAAUAAGGCUGAUGUUGGAUAUGUGGGAAAGACGUUUGAUGAUCUCUUGUGAAGACUUUCCAAAGACACAAAGUAAAGAAUUUAUAGAAAAUUUUGAAAUUCUUCUCAAUUAAAUUUACUAUAUUGCUUUCACUUUGUGCUGAUGCUCAUUUAACCUUGAUAAUGGAAUGAUUAUACCAUUACAUGUACUAUUAAAUAAAAUAAUUGAUUUUCAUCAAGUUAUUGUAGUCAACACGUUUAUGUUGAGCUGUAAUUCCAUUUUUAUUAUGCAAUAAAAGCAGUUUUAAAUUUU
This is a messenger RNA of Limulus polyphemus (Atlantic horseshoe crab), 818 nucleotides long. Its product is annotated as macrophage migration inhibitory factor homolog. Gene Ontology annotation, molecular function: cytokine activity; phenylpyruvate tautomerase activity. The coding region runs from base 222 to 578 and encodes 118 amino acids. The record is from RefSeq and is a predicted model, not a curated record. Lineage: Eukaryota; Metazoa; Arthropoda; Merostomata; Xiphosura; Limulidae. The transcript has 3 exons.